AUGGGGCUCUCACGACGAGCGGAAUCCUUGCAACUGGACUCGACACUAACCCAAUUGACUUGCAGGCUGCCCGACCCCCAGCGCAUCGCCACCUACGCUGUCUCGUCUAACCGUCAGCGCCCCUUCGCCGGUGCCUUCCACGCUGCCAUCUUCAACGUCUUCCGCCGUUUCCGCAACCAGGUCCUCUACGUCGCCCCUCCCUUCAUCAUUGCCUACGCUGCUAUGAACUGGGCCGUUGAGCGCAACGAGUACCUUAACUCCAAGCCCGGCCGCAUGCUCGAGGGUGGUAGUGGUGAGGAAUAA
Messenger RNA from Penicillium atrosanguineum, 303 nucleotides. RefSeq names its product ubiquinol--cytochrome-c reductase subunit 8. The record is from RefSeq and is a predicted model, not a curated record. Gene Ontology annotation, biological process: mitochondrial electron transport, ubiquinol to cytochrome c. The transcript is spliced from 2 exons. Bases 1 to 303 code for a protein of 100 amino acids. NCBI's taxonomy places the organism in Eukaryota, Fungi, Ascomycota, Eurotiomycetes, Eurotiales, Aspergillaceae.